UUCACGACUCUCAACGGUGUGGUGAGGUUAGCUUGCUAGCUUAUUGGUUUGAAUGCAGCUAAUGUCACCUCGUGCGAACGUGUUUGCACAUAAAAGGACAAACUCCGCUCACAUACUCUCCAUUGUUCCCAUACGAGGAGACAGGCCCCAGCCAUGGAGGAAGACAAUUCAUCUGUGACAGAUCACUCCUCAGACGAAAGUGACGCAGCCUUCGACAUUGAGUAUGUCGUAGAAUCGGAUACCUCCACUGAUCGUGAGGAUGACAAAAAGCCCAAGAAAAAGGAAGGGAAGAGCCACCCUUGCACCGUUUGCAACAAAAUAUUUGACAGGCUUUCCAAACUUAACAGGCACCAAUCGGUACACAUAAGACCAAAGACCUUAAAGACUCACUUUACCUGUCUGCAUUGUGAGGUGACUUUCACAGAAGAAGAGAAACUGUUACGACACCAGGAUACCCACAACCGGAAAAAGGAGCACCCGUGCCCCGACUGUGAUAAAGUGUUCAACAACCCUUCCAGGCUAUUGCGGCAUCAACGCGUCCACGCCAGGAAACCAAAGGUGCCCCACCAGUGUUCCUUCUGCUCCAGGACAUUCGAUAAACUGUCCAAGCGUAUCCGUCACGAACGAAUGCACACGGGCGAGAGGCCUUUCACCUGCUCCUUCUGUAAGAAGGGAUUUUCUGAGAUGGGUCACUGCAAAGCUCACGAAAAGAAGACGCACAAUGACAAUCCGGAGAAGCCCCACCGCUGCCCCGACUGCGACAUGUCCUUCUUCAGGGCCUCGGAACUCUGUCGACACCAGCGCACGCACACUCGGGAGAAACCUUUUCAGUGCAGCGAUUGUGGCAUCACCUUCGCCAGUUCCGAGAAUCUGAAGAGACACAUGAGGAGCCACACGGGCGAGCGGCCGUACGUCUGCAUCACUUGCAGCAAGGGAUUUUACUCCCGUCAGGAUUUAAACAUUCACUUGCUGAUCCACUCAGGAGAAAAGCCCCACCUGUGCCCUGUGUGCGGCAAAGGGUUUGCGCACCUGGGCAACAUGAAGGAGCACGAGAAGAACGUCCACGCAAAGUCCAGCAAGUACGUUUGCAACAAAUGCGGGGCCACAUUCACCUGGUACAAGUCUCUGAACCUGCACCAGCGGGUGCACACCGGGGAGAGGCCUUAUCGCUGCCUGCCGUGCGGUCGCAGCUUUUCCUGGCGUCACUGCCUCAGCAACCACCGCAGGACUCAGGCUCACAAGCAGAUGUUGAGCAACGCGGCCAAAAGCCUAGAAGAUUUUCAAGAGCUCGUUGGAGAUCAAUGCAGUUGAAAACUGAUCUGGCACUGGCCUCGUAAAACUGGUGCCAGACAAGCACUAACUUUUUGGCUGUACGAGACCCCUUUGUUUCCCUUCAGUUGUCGUAAGUUGUAAUAAAGAUAAUUUGGACAACUUUAUGUGGGACAGUUUGGGAAAGGCCUUUUCUUUUCCAGCAUGACAGUGCCACCAUGCGGGAACAUUGUCCUUAAACUGUUCGACUAUUUUCUCACACACUUGUUCACACAGAGGUGAACCUCGCCCCUUCUAUGCUUGUGAAUGGCUGAGCAAUUCAGGGAAGCUUGUUUUAUACCCAAUCAUGGCACCCACAUGUUCCCAAUUAGCCUGUUCACCUGUGGGAUGUUCCAAACGGGUGUUUGAUGAGCAUUCCUAACUUUCUCAGUCUUUUUUGCCACCUGUCCCAGCUUUUUUGGAACAUGUUGCAGCCAUGAAAUUCUAAGUUAAUGAUUAUUUGCAAAAAAAAAACAAUUAAGUUUAUCAGUUUGAACAUUAAAUAUCUUGUCUUUGUAUUGUAUUCAAUUACAUAUUGGUUGAAAAUGAUUUGCAAAUCAUUGUAUUCUGUUUUUAUUUAUGUUUAACACAACGUCCAUUGGGACUCCAUCGUUCUGCUGGGGGACUUCAAUACUCACGUGGGCAAUGACAGUGAGACCUGGAAGGGCGUGAUUGGGGGGGCCCCACCGAUCAGAACCCGAGUGGUGUUCUGUUAUUGGACCGAGUGGUGUUCUGUUAUUGGACUUCUGUGCUCACCCUGGAUUGUCCAUAUGAACACCAUGUGCAAGUAUAAGGGUGUCCACACGUGCACUUGGCACCAGGACAACCUAGGUCGCCGUUCGAUGAUCGACUUUGUGGUCGUGUCAUCGGACUUGCGGCCGCAUGUCUUGGACACUCAGGUGAAGAGAGGAGCAGAGCUGUCAACUGAUCACCACCUGGUGGUGAGUUGGCUCCGAUGGUGGGGGAAGAUGCCGGUCCGACGUGGCAGGCCCAAACAUACUGUGAGG
Phycodurus eques (leafy seadragon) is the source of this 2315-nucleotide messenger RNA. RefSeq names its product zinc finger protein 239-like. The record is from RefSeq and is a predicted model, not a curated record. The transcript has 3 exons. The coding region runs from base 154 to 1311 and encodes 385 amino acids. Gene Ontology annotation, biological process: regulation of transcription by RNA polymerase II. Lineage: Eukaryota; Metazoa; Chordata; Actinopteri; Syngnathiformes; Syngnathidae. Gene Ontology annotation, cellular component: nucleus. Gene Ontology annotation, molecular function: DNA-binding transcription factor activity, RNA polymerase II-specific; RNA polymerase II transcription regulatory region sequence-specific DNA binding.